Messenger RNA from Coffea arabica (coffee), 2137 nucleotides. RefSeq names its product mavicyanin. NCBI's taxonomy places the organism in Eukaryota, Viridiplantae, Streptophyta, Magnoliopsida, Gentianales, Rubiaceae. Gene Ontology annotation, molecular function: electron transfer activity. The record is from RefSeq and is a predicted model, not a curated record. Gene Ontology annotation, cellular component: plasma membrane.
UCUUCUUUCACUCCAUCUUUCUUUAUUCUUUGAUAUUUCUCUGUUUUUUUUUUCCAAGCAGAUGAUGUUGCUUUCUUCCUCUGUAGAUGAUGGUUCUUGUGUCUGUUUUAUAUCUAAAUUAUGAUAGAUUUUUUGAAGCACGUCUAUAUCAGACUGUGGCAUUCAUUUCUGUCUUUGGUCGGAAAAUCAGAGAUAAAUCUUUCUUGAAGAGCUACCUAUCAGAUGGGCUCAGUAGUUAAAGGCGUUUGGAAAUUGAGAGAUGAAUCUUUCAUGAAGAAUUAUCCAUCAACUGGCUCACAGUUAAGGCUUUUGGAAAUUCAAAAAUGAAUCUUUCAUGAAGAAUUAUCCACCAAACUGGUUCACAGUUAACACGUUUGGAAAUCCAAAAAUGAAUCUUUCAUGGAGUAUUAUCCAUCAAACUGGCUUGUAGUUAAGGUCUUUGGAAAUUCAAAAAUGAAUCUUUCAGGAAGAAUUUUCCAUCAAACCGGCUCAUAGUUAAAGGCGUUUGUGCCUUAUCUUAAAACGAUUGCUACUUUUAUGAUUUUCUCCUUUAUAAGUGUUUCACUCCUUGCUUUCCAGUUCCCAGUUCCCAGUUCCCGCCCCUCCCUUUCUAAAACCUAUUUACUUUAGAAAAAGAUUCGUUUUUUAUGACUUAAAUGAGUAAAGAAAGGGGAAAAAGAAGCUCAUUUUCCAUUUGUCCUCACAACUGUAGUUUAGUUUCAGGUGACCUUUCGGAACAGAAAAACCCAAAGCAUCUGUCAACAUUGUGGGGAUGUCCAGGUUUUAGGGAACCUUAGUUGGUAUUUGGUCCCUGAUCAAUAUAAAGAGAUUAGUACCCUGUUCCUUUUUUUCGCCUCUUUUUAACUAGUACUACUUUAGCAUUUAGCCAUCCUCCUAGCACUAUAGGUCUGUGAUAGUGGGUCUCACACGCGCUGGACCUUCAUUGGGAUGACAUCAUUUUGCAAACAAAAUGUAGGACUUUGUUUCUGUCAAACAAUCUAUGGGGGUGACAAGUGGGAUAAUAGUGCCUUGUGGAAGUUGUAUAGUGGCCCCUAAUGAAUGAAUACUGGGGAUGUUAUAUUGAGGUAGCCCACAUUCUUGAAUAAUGCACGCCUUAAUGAUCAUGCCAACUCCCUUUGCUUUCAUGCACAAAAAGAUAGCCACCCCACCCCCUACAGGAUUGUAGUUAAUUGGCAACCCACUUUUACGACUGAUGAUAUUGCUUAAAGUUGGUUUACUUGGACAUGAGGUUUUUUCCAGCUAAUUCAUGGAAGCUUCAAGACUACUGCUUCUUGAAGUUUGGUGUGUUGGAGUUAGGUUACUGUAGGGAGGCUAUUUUAACGUGUGUGCCAGAACCAGCAAACUUGGAGUGCCACCUCAAUCAGAAUGACUCUGUUCUGCAUUCUGUUGUAUCAGUUUUCGUGUACAAUCCCCAGUUUCACAAUGUGAUGCAAGUAACACAUACUGAGUAUCAGGCAUGCAAUGCCUCAUCCCCUAUUGCAACUCACACAACAGGCAAUGAUACAAUAACAAUUACUACUCAUGGUCACCACCUCUUUCUGUGUGGUGUACCUGGUCACUGCCAAUCUGGACAGAAGGUCGAUAUCAACGUUAUCCGAACUGCACUGGCUCCUACUCCAUCAGCGACACCAUCUCCUCCUCCUGUGCAAACGCCAGCACCAGCUCCAAAUGCUGCUUCUCCGCUUUACAAUUCAAAUAGGCUCGUCAGAGACCUUGGCACAGCUAUAGCUGUUGCUAUGAAUAUACUUUGUGGUUUUAUUUGAUAAUAGCAGGAUUUUGAGCUUAGUCUACAAGCUCUUGACAUGGAGAAGCACAUAUUUUCAAAAGAAUAUCCAUAUGAAGCCUAUAUAUCUCGUGUAUCUCGAGUCAAAUAAUUGUACCAGUCAGUACUAGUUUUCUUCUUAUGUAAGUAUAUAUGCAGCACUUUCUUGACAUUUAGAGAAAAAGAGUCCAUCCCAGAUACCUCUGUCUUGAUGGAAAUCUUCAAGUUAGUCUGAAUUGCACCCCAGUAGUUGUCCAUUGCUUUCACAUGCAUUUCAAGAAAAAUAUUGUAUCCAAAAAUAUUACGCUUAAAGCACAAAGAAAAGCUUCAUAAAGCUCAAGGCUUUGGUGGAUA